Messenger RNA from Polychytrium aggregatum, 1171 nucleotides. RefSeq lists its product as uncharacterized. The transcript has a single exon. The record is from RefSeq and is a predicted model, not a curated record. The annotation marks the transcript as partial. NCBI's taxonomy places the organism in Eukaryota, Fungi, Chytridiomycota, Chytridiomycetes, Polychytriales.
CCCGAACGAGACAAGUGACCAUCCUUACCAAGACCUUGAACCGAGACCCGCAAAGUCGACCAAAGCCAACGUUCAAUAUCAGUGAGCCCUAACCUUUGCCUACCAGGACGUAGCCCAUCUGUGUCUUUGUUUCCUACCGUGGAACGACCCAAAUACUCUCAGGAGCACCCCGACCCCAAGGAUCCACUCCUGGUAUCGGAGAUGUCUGGGAGACCACAGACACCCCAGCCAUCCCAAAUCCCCCUGGUUUCACCCGAUGGGUCAAGCCAGGGAGGAAAGAGAAAGGCCCAAGCUACCCCCGAGGUCACGUCCUUUUUCAAGAGAAGGAACUCGAUGCCCGACAGUACCCUCAGGCUCCCUGGAGGCACUAGCCUUCGCCCAGGCUUUGAGUUGAACCCGGAAAACUUCAACUUUGGGCCCACCGGCCUCGACCCCAGAGGUAGUGCUACCAACAGAGUACAUGGUUCCAAGGCUCAGGCAGCUGGUAGCCGUGAGAACGGAGCAAGAUCCAGACCCAGAACCGACCCCAACCCUGCCGAGAUUGUCGACCUCGAGGCAAGAGAGGAACCACCAAACCCAAGCGGUAGCACCUCUCAAGCCAGACCAUCCAUCGACGACGACGAAUUGUUCCUCGCCUGGCUCCACCCCAUGGACGAAGACUUGGAUGACAUCGAGAACGACCAAGCGAACCCUGCGUCGAAGCCAACUCAGGGGUCGCUCACUCCGACCCAGCCCCAAACUCAGACUCCUCCAAAGCAAGUCACUGUCACCCAAGACUGGCGAGACCUGUUCUGGGAUCGCUGGGACAGGGCGAUCAGCACCGAGGACUACAGAGCAGCAGCACAGACCAUUGAUGUUGGAGGCAUGAAUAGCCUGCUUUGGAGCACGGUUACAAGCAAGCUCCAGGGCACAGUCGAGUGCAGAAAGUGCAAGAAGACCUCGAACACCCCAUGGAAGACUGUCAAGCAUGGCAAAGACGAAGUCCACCUGAGAUGCCCACGAAAGGAGGGCACGACUCCGUGCCAAGGACAAAUGACGGCCUUUCAGUUCUGGGCGCACAUGCGCCACGCGACCAGGGAGUUCAGACAAUCAUUCGUGAAGUCCUACACUGACCGGUUCAAAGACCGGUUUCACACCAAGUGUGGUUUUGAAGUGGAUGGCUAUGACAGAG